CCCCCCGGCCCCCAGGAUGGCGGAGACGCGCUCGGCGGCGGCGGCGGGCUUGGCGGCGGCCCGCGGGGAGCUGGAGCGGGCCCUGCGGCAGGACCCCGGCCAGAUCUUCGGCGAGGACCGGCUGCGGCGGCUGCUGGACACCUCCCUGCCCCCCGCCGCCCGCUACCCCCGGCUGGACGCCCCCCGCCUCGUGCGCAGCAACGCCCGCGGAGAGCCGGAGCAGUACCUGACCACCCUGUCCACCGCCCUCAACAUCCUGGAGAAGUACGGCCGCAACCUGCUCAGCCCCCAGCGGCCCCGCUACUGGCGCGGGGUCAAGUUCAACAACCCCGUCUUCCGCAGCACCGUGGACGCCGUGGAGGGCGGACGGGAGGUCCUGCGUCUCUACGGAUACACGGAGCAGCAGCCGGACGGGCUCAGCUUCCCCGAGGAGCAGGAAGAGCCGGACGGGGAGCGCGUGGCCGCCGUCACCGUCGACGUCCUGCUGCUGAGGGCCGAGCUCGGGCUCCUGCUGGAGAAAUCCCACCCCCGGCCCGAGGCGCUGGAUCGGCUGCUGCAGGAGGGCGCCGACCCGGAGACGCCGUUGCCGUCCGAAGCGGCGCCUCCUCCGGGGGAGUCGGACCCCGGCCCCCUCGCCGCCACGCCGGCUCCAGAACCCUGCUUCCUGUGCGGCUCGGACCCCGGGGCCCUGCACUGCCCGGCCUGCGGCCACGUCCUGUGCCUGGUCUGCGACCGCCUCUUCCAUCGGCACCCGUCCCGCGCGCACCACCUCCGCCGGCCCCUGCCGGGGUCGCCCGCCGCCCCCCCCGCUUUCAGCCUGAGCCCCAGCCUCUCGGCCCAGGCCCCGCUGGGCUCCCCGCCGGCCCCGGGCGACGGCGGCGCCCCCCGGUCCUGGCCGGGCCCCGCCCCCGAGGCCCCCGCCGCCCGGCCUCCCUGGCGCUGCGCCGCCUGCUCCGUGCUGAACGAGGCGCGGGCGGUGCUGUGCGUGGCCUGCGACCGGCCCCGGGGCUGCAAGGGGGCGGGGCCGGGGGGCGAGGGCCCCCGGGGGGCGGGCGCGGGGCCGGCCAGGGGCCGCUGGGCCUGUCAGAGCUGCACCUUCGAGAACGAGCCCGCCACCGUGCUGUGCGCCAUGUGCGAGCGGCCCCGCCUGGCCCAGCCGCCCAGCCUCUGGAGCGACGCCGCCGGCCCGGCCCCUCCGCAGGUCGGCGACUGGCACUGCGCCCACUGCACCUUCCGCAACUCCGGCCCGGGCUGGGUCUGUGCCAUGUGUAACCGGACCAGCGUGUCUCCGCCCUAUCCGGCCCCCGCCCCCCAGCCCUCUGCCCGGCCGCGGGCGGGCUCGCUGGGGGACGGGACCCGCUCCUGGCAGAGCCCGGAGCCCCGGGCCCCCCGACGCUUCAGCACCCCCGUGCCCACCCCCUCCGGGAAUACCGAGCUCCAGCGCCAGGAGAAGAUGCGGGAAGACGGGCUCAGGCUGGUGGCCAUGAUCCGGGCCGGCGAGGCGGAGGGCACGGGGCCGGAGGAGGUGUUCUCGGCCCUGCAGUACUCGGGCACGGAGGUGCCGCUGCAGUGGCUGCGCUCGGAGCUGCCCUACGUGCUGGAGAAGGUGGUGGAGCUGGCGGGCCGCCGGGACCCCGGCCUGGGCGUCUUGUCCCGCCAGGAGGCCAGGCGGGCCUGGCUGAGCUGCCACGGCAACGUGGAAGAGGCCGUGGAGGAGUGCGUCCGGGCCCGGCGCAGGAAGGUGCGGGAGCUGGAGACCCUGGGGUUCGGGUCCGGGGAGGGCUCGCUGCAGGCCCUGUUCCAGCACGGCGGCGACGUGGGGCAGGCGCUGACCGAGCUGCAGCGCCAGCGCCUGGAACCCUUUCGCCAGCGCCUCUGGGAUGACCCCGAGCCCAACCCCUCGUGGGACGGCCCCGACAAGCAGAGCCUGGUACGUCGCCUGCUGGCCGUGUACGCGCUGCCCAGCUGGGGCCGGGCGGAGCUGGCCCUGGCCCUGCUGCAGGAGGAGCCGCGGAACUACGAGCUGGGGGACGUGGUGGAGGCCGUGCGCCAGAGCCCCGACCGCGCCUUCCUGCGGCGGCUGCUGGCCCAGGAGUGCGCCGUCUGCGGCUGGGCCCUGCCCCGCAACAAGAUGCAGGCCCUGACCUCCUGCGAGUGCACCAUCUGCCCGGAGUGUUUCCGUCAGCACUUCACCAUCGCGCUCAAGGAAAAGCACAUCACCGACAUGGUGUGUCCGGCCUGCGGCCGCCCGGACCUCUCCGACGAGGCCCAGCUGCUCGGCUACUUCUCCACCCUGGACAUCCAGCUGCGGGAGAGCCUGGAGCCCGACGCCUACGCCCUGUUCCACAAGAAGCUGACGGAACGGGUCCUGAUGAGGGAUCCCAAGUUCCUGUGGUGCACCCAUUGUUCCUUCGGUUUCAUCUACGAGCGGGAGCAGCUGGAGGCCACGUGUCCGCAGUGUCACAAGAGCUUCUGUGUGUCCUGCAAGCGCCAGUGGGAAGAGCAGCACCGGGGCCGGAGCUGCGAGGACUUCCAGAACUGGAAACGCACCAACGACCCCGAGUACCAGGCCCAGGGGCUCGCCAUGUACCUGAAGGAGAACGGGAUCGACUGUCCCAAGUGCAAGUUUUCUUACGCGCUGGCCCGGGGGGGCUGCAUGCAUUUCCACUGCUCCCAGUGCCGUCACCAGUUCUGCAGCGGCUGCUACAGCGCCUUCUACGCCAAGAACAAAUGCCCAGAGGCCAACUGCCGGGUGAAGAAGUCCCUGCACGGCCACCACCCCCGCGACUGCCUCUUCUACCUGCGUGACUGGUCCGCCCCCCGCCUCCAGAAACUGCUCCAGGACAACGACGUCACGUUCAAUACCGAGCCCCCGGCUGGGACCCGAGCGGCGCCCGGAGGCGGCUGCCGGGUGAUGGAGCAGAAGGAGGUGCCGGACGGGCUGAAGGACGAGGCCUGCGGCAAAGAGACCCCGGUCGGGUUCGCCGGGCUGUGCCAGGCGCACUAUAAGGAGUAUCUGGUGAGCCUCAUCAACGCCCACUCCCUGGACCCCGCCGCCCUCUACGAGCUGGAGGAGCUAGAGACGGCCACCGAGCGCUACCUGCACGCCCGGCCCCAGACCCUGGCCGGGGAGGAGCCCGCGGCCUACCGUGCCCGCCUGCUGCAGAAGCUGACGGAGGAGGUGCCGCUCGGCCGGAAUAUCCCGCGCAGGAGGAAGUAGCCUGCCCACGGAAGCCGAGGACGGAGACCCCCGUCCCCCGCGGCCCCCUACCACCAAAGGUCCAAUAAAGAACCCCGGUUCCCCCCGGGCCCGUUC
This is a messenger RNA of Ornithorhynchus anatinus (platypus), 3316 nucleotides long. RefSeq names its product ring finger protein 31 (gene RNF31). Gene Ontology annotation, molecular function: linear polyubiquitin binding; ubiquitin protein ligase activity; K48-linked polyubiquitin modification-dependent protein binding. Gene Ontology annotation, cellular component: LUBAC complex. Gene Ontology annotation, biological process: protein linear polyubiquitination. The transcript has 21 exons. The record is from RefSeq and is a predicted model, not a curated record. The coding region runs from base 17 to 3220 and encodes 1067 amino acids. Lineage: Eukaryota; Metazoa; Chordata; Mammalia; Monotremata; Ornithorhynchidae.